This is a messenger RNA of Nasonia vitripennis (jewel wasp), 3622 nucleotides long. RefSeq names its product ankyrin-3. Bases 340 to 2682 code for a protein of 780 amino acids. The transcript is spliced from 2 exons. The record is from RefSeq and is a predicted model, not a curated record. Lineage: Eukaryota; Metazoa; Arthropoda; Insecta; Hymenoptera; Pteromalidae. Gene Ontology annotation, molecular function: protein binding.
AUCAUCGUCGAGUCUCCGCGACAGUCGCGCUAGUCUCUCGACCGCUGCCGGAUCUCCAUUUUUGUUGUGGAGUCGAGAGACAUAUACUUCUAAUUUCUCCUCGCGAAGAACGAUCAUUUCACUCGUGUCGCCUUUCGCUACCACACCUGGUUAAGUGCAGUUAACUCGAUCAACUGAUUAUCGGAGCUGCGGUGUGUGUGCGCUUGGAAAAAAACGAUGGAUCAAUGACACGAUAGAGAUACAUGUCAGCCGCGAACUCCUCGUUCUUCGCAUCGGUGUAGAGAAUUUAUUCAAGAGACUCGCGAGGAGAUCAGCAUCAGAGCUGCGCAGCUGAAAAUAAUGCUGUUCCAGUGCAGCAAGAACAUCGAUGACAUCCUAGAAGCGAUUCGCAAAGGCGAAAAGAAGACCAUACAGGCAUGUGUCUCUCUCAAUACCCUACCCCCGGAAAGAGAGUGGAAAGGCGGCUACAAGGUCUUGAACGUAGCGCUCGCCUACAAGGAGUACGAGAUCGCCUCUAUCCUCCUUAACAAGGUGACCAGUGUAAACAAUGAGACUGGACGACCGGAGCGUACGCCCCUCCAUUACGCGGCUACCGACAACCGUACCGACUUGAUUCAACAACUGAUCGAGAAGGGGGCCGACGUGAACGCCAUCGACGAACACGACAUGUCACCUUUACACUACGCUGUCAUUCUCGACAAUUUUGAAACUGUUGCUCUUCUGAUGGACAACGGGGCAAGCGCCGAUAACGUUACCGAUCUCAUGUUCCGCUUCACGCCGUACCAGCACGCCUGCAGGGCCACCAAGUCCCAGAUCCUCGAGUGUUUUCUCGACCACGGCAGCAACGUCAACGACGUGUUCGAAUUGCCCGACAAUCUGAUCUGUCCGAAACGUUCGACGCCCCUGCACAUGGCGAUUACACAGAAGAACCUCGAGACCAUUAACCUCUUGCUCGAUCGCGACGCCGACGUCAAUCACGUGAACGAGAGCAAGGAGAGUUCCUUGCACCUGGCAUGUCGCGAGGACAGCGCCGAGGUGGUGAAAAUGCUGAUCGAGCACAAGGCCAAGAUCAACGUCAAGACGAAGGACAACAUCACGCCACUGCACAUCGCGGUGAGAAACGGUAACAUCGAAAUAGUCGAGUAUCUGUUGAUCUGUGGAGCUGCGACGGACUGCCAGAACAAGCAAGGCAAGAUCCCGCUGCAGCUGGCGGUGGAGCAGCGUCACGUGCAAAUCGUCGACCGUCUUUUGGAACGAGACCCAACCGCGGACUCGGUGAACAACAGGAAGGCCUUCAAGAAAGCCCUGCUGGAAUACGGGCUCCGCAGCGACAUCUACAAGUGCUUCGUCAGAAGGGGCUUCGUGCCGACGCCGGCGGAGAUCAGCGAGGUGGCGUUCGCUGCUGUGACGAAGGGCUACUUCCACAUCGUCGAGAGUCUGCUGGAAAUGAAAUGCGAAGACAAUCUGCUACUAUUCGCAGCUAGAAAUGACAUAGGCGACACUCUGUUGCACAGUGCUACGAAGACCCGGCAGCACGACAUCGUAAGACUGCUGAUAAGCAGAAAGGCUGACGUCCACGCGAUCAACAAUGAGGGCAACACGCCGAUCAUCUGCGCGAUUGAGAACAACGAUGAGCACAUCGUCAAGACAUUUCUCACCGAAGGUGUCGAGGCAGCACGCAGUUUUCCGCUGCUCUUGCACACUGUCAUACAGACCAAGCGGGAUAAAUCGAGAAGACUUCUGGAACUGAUACUGCAGCAGAGCGCUGCUGACGUGGACCAACGCGACGACGAGCUGGAAGGCUCGACCGCUCUUCACCUUGUCUGUAGGGAAGCCAUGAAGUGCGACGUCGAGCUGGCUGACCUCUUGCUGCGCAAAGGUGCAAACGUCAACGCGGCAACUAACCAAGGUACCACUGCUCUACACAUGGCGGCAUCACGCAAGGACGGCGAAUCCAUGCUUCGGACGCUUCUCCGUUUCGAUCCACAGCUCGACCUUCGCGACCACUGCGGCAACACACCUCUUCAUCUGGCCUGCAGCAACGCCUGUACGAAGAUUGUCGGCGUUCUGCUGGAUGCAGGCGCCAGUAUCAACGUCAAGGAUAAUCUAGGGAAGACGCCAGUUGACGUGGCAAUCGGCGUCAGCCAAAGUCUGCCGCCAAGACAAGAUGCUAACGAUGAGGCAGCGAACAUGCAUGCGGCUGAUGUAAACGAAUCCGUCAAGUUGCUGCAGGAACACGUUAUCAAACUGGACGUGGCAAAGCUUCGACUGAGUCAACAGAAUUGGCGUCAGGUAAUGGCUCAGUACGAGAACUACAGAAUCAUGUGCGAAAAUGAACUAGUCGAGCUAAAGAACUACGAGAUCAACAGCUACGUCAGCCUGCACGACGUCCUCAUGGGUAACGCGAAGAAGAUCGUUCGGUACACCCGCGAGGAAAAUGCCAAGAGUAGCCUCGAACUGAUGCUGUACACUCGCAAGUACCCUAUCUACGGGAACAUGAUUGACAAUAUGAAGAAGGUGGUGAUGCGAGAGUACGUGGUGCUCAAGGCCAAGGAAGCUAUCAACUCGCUGACGGGAUACGGUUUGCCGGACGCCUGCACCGAGAACAUAUUCGAGUACCUGAGGGUCAAGGAUAUGAGAAAUCUUACCUUGGCCUCGACCAUGCACCUCGACAGCGCCUAGGGAAUAUUCAGUCUGUUCGCGAGAAGAUGACAGGACAACAACGGGAUCAGAGAGUUCGCAAACGCCGAGGAGUUUAUACUGUACUUCCUGCAGAACUGAUGACAAGAUAGAUAUUUUGAACAAGGAGUUAAUUUUUAACACUGAUGACGCGUGUACAUAAGGCUGAGCGAGAGGUGUGAUUUUCAUGUACUUUAUCGAUCCCCUGGUAGCAGCGUUCCCGAGAAAGUACCUGAAAGCUACCGAGAGUUUUCAAAUCUAGCAGGUUUCCAGAGUAGAAUCUAGAUGAAAACCGCGAUAAAUCAGAAAUGAUUUCUGGAAGAAAUCUCGGUAGAAUUUUUCUCCACUAUUAUUUGUUCAUAUAACCUUACUUUUCACACCAAUGAUCCUGCUCUGCAUUAUCAUUAUUUGAAAAUAUUCAUAAAUUGAUGAAUAUAUAUACCCUAUAAAUUCAUCUAUAAUGUUUUUUGAAGGGGAAACAUGAUUUUUAAGGUGACAUUAAUAGUGAAAACCUAACCCUACACAUGCAUGCUCUCAUACAUGACGGUGUGUACAGCAUUGUGUACUAACUGACUUUGUAUUGUACAUGGAUGACACUUUUUACACAGUAAUUGUACUCGAAUAAUACAAAGUCAGUUAGUACACAAUGCUUGUACAUACUGUCAUAUAUGGCAGUCAUAUAUGACAGUAUGCAUGUGUAGGGUUAGAUUUUCACUCUUAAUGGGCACUUUUUGAAAAUCAUAUUUUCCCUUCAAAAUCAUUCUAGAUGAAUUAAUAGGCUAAAUAUUCAUCAUUCAACAUUGACUGAAACUGUGAAAACUGUAGUUCUGUCUGCUAUGCUAUUCUGCUGUAGAACAUAGCAGACAGCCUCUACAAUACGCGUCAUAUCCUUCUAGUAUGCCUGUGCCUGGCCUGAACCGUACGCGCAUGCGCAAAAAAUUAA